UGGUGAUAGUAACUGCGCGUAGAGAGGCAUUCAGAAAUGCUCGUGCGAAGCGGCUCGCUAGCCGUGUUUCACGCCGCUGCUGAUGCACGGCUGAUUUUCCCCACCGCAUGUUUCGUCAGCGGCCCUCCGCUCCGUCCUUUCCCUCUGCGACCUCUCCCGCUGCAUCCUAUCUCGCUGCCUUUCGAUUCGACUCAAAAGUCACCUCUCCCGCUGCGCCCUCUCCCACUGCAUAUCUCGCUGCCUUUCAAGAUUGUCGGAAAACCGAAUGACACCUCGAGUCUUUGCGCGCGCGGCGCGUUAGUUAUCUCCGCCGCAGCGGCGGAGGGACGAGAGGGAAGCACGUCGCCGCAGGAGCGACGCGCCGACGCGCCGGCAGAUGCGGCCGAGCCGACGCGCCGUGGGCGGCAGAGGAGGCGAACGAGGCUUAGUGGCGGUUCGGCAGAUGUAGCAUCGUCUAGGGGUUCGGAUCUAGGAUCGCCUCAAAGUUCGGAUUUAGGAGGGCCCGAGUCGCAGUCCCGCAGCGCGAGUGGCGGCGGCGAAAGCGGCGGAUUUGAGCCAAACGAAUCCAGCCGCGGAGGGUUUAGCAGCGUUAGUAGUGGCACCAGCAGAGGGUUUAGUACCAAUAGUAGUGGUGGUAACCCUAUUAUAGAGGAGUGGCAGGGGAUGGGCGUUAACGGUAGUGGGUCGUUCAGUGGCGGAGAGGGAAGCGCGGAGAUGCGCAGCGGGGGGAGGCGGAUCGGGGGAGGGCGCGCGGAGGGGAUGAGCGCCGCGCGGCAGCGGCGGCUGGAGAAGACGCGGGAGGCGCGGGUGCAGCGGAGAGACGCGGCGGAAGAGGAGUUUCAGGAGUGGGCGAGCCAGGUAGCCGCCAAGGACCCCGAGCUGAUGGAGAUAUUCGGAGACGCCAUGCUGGAUCCGCAGCAAAUGCAGGAGAAGAUGGAGGAGCGCAUUAGAUCGAAGCAGGCAGAGCUGCUGGAGGAGAAGCGAGGCAGCGGAUCCACAAUGCAAGUGGCCAUCAAAGAGAUUGACCCGUUUGACAUGUACAUCUGGUUUGAGCUGCACAAGACUCCGUCAGAAGACGAUAUGAAUACACUCGGCAGUGUUAUCAGAGCAUGGUAUGUGGUGGGCAAGUUGGGAGGCUACAACUCUGCCAACCUACAGCUUAUGGAGGGAGACGAGUCGUCCAAGUACAAGUACAAUGUCGGCACAGCAGCGGCUGCUCUCCCUGCCAUGAUGCACAAUGUUGGUGACCUUGAGUUCCAAGACAACCUGGGAAGAAUAUGGCUUGACAUGGGCACGGCUGACAUGAUGGCGGUUGAUAUCCUCCUCAACUCCCUCAACGCCGUGAGCUCAGACCACGUGGGUAUAAAGAAGGUUACUGUUGGCGGUUCAAAGAUGGAUUACUGGGAGGAAGGCAUGACACGAGCUGAAGAUGGUUACCAGUCUUAUAGCAUAUAAACACGUUUCUAUGGUCUGUAUACCGAUAUGAGAUGCGCUUAUUUGUAUGCGCAAGCUGCCUCUUAUGCCCAGAGUAAGGCCUGUCCCAUACUCUCCUCAACAUGGUUACCCAAUUUGAGUCUUCCGGGUUUGAAUGAUGCCAUGACUACAUUGUCGACACGGGAAACGCAUUGUAGGAAUUUGAGUUUGUUUUAUAUUAUAGGUACGCAUGUUGCGCGUUGCCCAGGGCACAAAAUUAGUUUUAGGCUUACCGUAUUCCCCCGGAUAUACGCACCGCCAGCUAAAACGCACCAUGGUGCGUAUAUCCGGAGGGGUGCCAUAUCGGAUGUGCCAAUGAUACGCACCCCCCCAUUUUCCAGAUUCUAAUCCCUAUACGCAC
Closterium sp. NIES-67 is the source of this 1834-nucleotide messenger RNA. The record is from the annotation of a GenBank genome assembly. NCBI's taxonomy places the organism in Eukaryota, Viridiplantae, Streptophyta, Zygnematophyceae, Desmidiales, Closteriaceae.